UCCCAAUUUUUAGGCAUGGAGUCUAUGGACACCCGUGGGGUUAUUUUCGAAUUCCCGCAUAGCGUACUGUUGGGUCCAUUUUGCUUCUGUUUGGCAAUUCUCCCUAUUUUCAAAGAUGGCAUUAACAACAGAACCCAACCCAAUAUGACACGAUCCCUCCACUUCCCGACGUCGUUUCAUUUCCCCAACCCAACCCACUCCUCCCACCUCAACUCGAUUCGGGCCACCACCAAAACCCUAGCUCCCCGCAUCGACAAUCCACACUUCCGCCCGCUACAAAUGACGACGGCGACGACAGAGCCUCCGAUUACGAGUGGCGAAAACUCUCUCCAAAACGAGGACAGAUGCGCUUCACAACCUCUAAUGUCGAAGAGGGCGCAGAAGAAGCUGUUGAAGCAGCAGAAGUUCGAAGCGAAGAAGGCGCAGAAGAAGGCCCUGGCGAAGGAGCAGAGGAAGAGGGAGGGCGAGAGGAAGCGGAGGGAGUGGGAGGAGAGGGUCGCGGGGUUGUCGGAAGAGGAGAGAGAGAAGCUGAUAGGGUCGAGGAAGGGGUUGAAGAAGGAGAGGAUGGAGAAGAGGUGCGAGGAGAGAGAGAGUAAGGUUAAGAGGCUCAACGAGGCCAAGACGCAGGGACAGAAUAUAGUCGUCGACCUCGAAUUCGCCAGCCUCAUGACUCCGUCUGAGAUCAAUAGCCUCGUCCAACAGAUUAUGUAUUGCUACGCGAUGAAUGCAAGAUGCAGUUCCCCUGGCCACCUCUGGUUAACUGGCUGCCAUGGAGAGAUGGAGAUUCAAUUGCAAAGGCUUCCAGGGUUUGAUAAGUGGAUAAUAGAGAAGGAGAACCGACCGUAUGUUGAAGCUUUUCAAGAUCGUAAGGAACAUUUGGUAUAUCUCACAGCUGAUUCAGAAAAUAUUCUGGAGGAACUUGAUCCAAGGAAAAUAUACAUUGUCGGUGGGUUGGUGGAUCGGAACAGAUGGAAAGGGAUAACUAUGAAGAAAGCAGAAGAGCAGGGGAUUCAAACUGCAAAACUUCCCAUAGGAAACUAUCUGAAGAUGUCUGGCUCCAAGGUCCUCACUGUGAAUCAAGUAAUAGAAAUACUCCUCAAGUUUUUGGAGACUAGGGAUUGGAAGACUUCAUUCUUUAAGGUGAUCCCUCAAAGGAAAAGAUGUGAAGCUGAUUCAGAAAAAAAACAAGGAGAUUCAGAUGGAGAAGAUAACAGUGAGACUGCUGAUCACCUUAAGAGGAAAAAGAAUUGUGUUGAAUCCUGUCCUCAUCGUGAAAAAAAGCUUGAUGAAUGUUAAGAUCGAAACAGAUUCUCUACUUGAGGUCAAUCUUUACCAACAACGGCACCCCAGCCCAGAAGGUCACCAUCAUGGGGCUCUGGUGGAGGAUUCUCGGAUUCUCAUGUCACACAUGGGUGCCAAUCUCACUCAUGUUUACCGUCUUGCAAAUUAGAGCACGGACAACCUGGCAAGAUUUGGUGUGGAACAAGCAGAGGAGCUGGUAAUCUCCGUUGAUAUUCCGCCAUUGAACAAGGCCGUUCAUCAUCAAGGAUAGCCUGGGGAUUUGGCAUUGGAAUGUUUAAGCUGUCUCUAGUUUGGUUUUUAGGUCUAUUUAAACAUGGUGUUUACUGUUGACUCUAGUCUUAGUGCUGGACUUGUUCUGUUUGCUGCUGUUGGUUUGUUAAUCUUUGAAUUUCAGAUGUACCAAAAAAAGAACAAAGAAUCCUGUUGUGCAAAACUUCUACAGUGGUAUGGAAGCAUCAUGCUCUCGAUAAAUAUAGGACCAUUUGAUUGAAAA
Rhododendron vialii is the source of this 1795-nucleotide messenger RNA. Its product is annotated as tRNA (guanine(9)-N1)-methyltransferase-like. Gene Ontology annotation, biological process: tRNA N1-guanine methylation. NCBI's taxonomy places the organism in Eukaryota, Viridiplantae, Streptophyta, Magnoliopsida, Ericales, Ericaceae. The record is from RefSeq and is a predicted model, not a curated record. Gene Ontology annotation, molecular function: tRNA binding. Bases 16 to 1296 code for a protein of 426 amino acids. The transcript is spliced from 3 exons. Gene Ontology annotation, cellular component: nucleus.